AUGAUUACCGAUAUUUUAAUGUCCAUACUUUGCGCCGCUUUGACCUUUCAUAUUGUAACUCGCUACAAUCGGAGGGGCCGCAUUCUGAAUAGAAUUCCUGGACCAGCUGCCUAUCCGUUUGUCGGUAACUUAUUAAAGUUCAAUGUCAAUUGUUUGCAUGAAUUCUGGCAGAUAGGGCGCGAAAUGACAAAAAAAUAUUAUCCGAUAACGCGCUUUUGGUUGUGCAAGACAGCCGUCAUUAGCGUACGCCAUCCAGACGACAUUGAAAUUCUUUUCUCAAAUCCCAAAUUCAUCGAUAAAGGUUACAUAUACGAAUAUUUGCAUCCUUGGUUAAAAACCGGCUUGUUAACUAGUACAGGAAGUAAGUGGCGUCACAGGCGAAAAAUGUUGACACCAGCAUUCCAUUACAACAUCUUAAAACAAUAUUUCCAAGUAAUAUACGAAGAAGCUAAAAAAAUUAUAAAUACUCUUCAAAACGAAGCGAAUGAAAGCGUUAAAAAUCUAAUACCACUUUGUUCUAAAUCAACAUUAAAAAUUAUUUGUGAAUCGGCGAUGGGCGUAAGCUUAGAUUCACUGGAUAACGAGACAGUCGAGCAAUACGAAAGAGCCGUCUACGACAUGGGUAAAGUCGUUCUUUACAGGUGA
Molecule: messenger RNA, 645 nt
Organism: Phymastichus coffea
Lineage: Eukaryota; Metazoa; Arthropoda; Insecta; Hymenoptera; Eulophidae
Product: cytochrome P450 4C1-like
Exons: 5
Coding region: 1-645 (214 amino acids)
Molecular function (GO): monooxygenase activity; oxidoreductase activity, acting on paired donors, with incorporation or reduction of molecular oxygen; iron ion binding
Source: RefSeq, a predicted model, not a curated record